This is a messenger RNA of Botrytis porri, 1347 nucleotides long. RefSeq lists its product as uncharacterized. The transcript is spliced from 2 exons. The coding region runs from base 206 to 1225 and encodes 339 amino acids. The record is from RefSeq and is a predicted model, not a curated record. Gene Ontology annotation, molecular function: oxidoreductase activity, acting on NAD(P)H. NCBI's taxonomy places the organism in Eukaryota, Fungi, Ascomycota, Leotiomycetes, Helotiales, Sclerotiniaceae.
ACUGUGGUGUCCCCUUAUGAUUUCUUGGCUGACAGGUGCUGACAAAACGCGUUCGGCCGAAAAUGUGAUUGCAAAGCAGUUGUCUAACUCCGUUGGUGAGCAGAGUAGGGAUGAUGUUCAGACUCUGGGUAUAUAUAAUACUGUAGUGAGCCAUCAGGAAGAUUCAAAAUCAUAAAGAAAGAAAGCAAGGAUCUAGACCGAAACAAUGGCAUCAUCACAACACUCACUCAUCGUGCAAGAAACCGGCAAGCCCGUGGUGAAAAUCACAAGACCUAUUCCUGUGCCCAAGGAAAACGAGAUUCUCAUUAAGACGACAUCUGCUGGGAUAAAUCCCCACGAUGCCAAAGUGCGAGACUGGAAUCUCUUUCAAUCUCCCAUUCCUAUAACCUUGUGCAACGAUGUCGCCGGUGUGAUCACCGCUAAAGGUGAUAAAGUCUCUAACUUCCAACUCGGCGAUCAUGUAUUCGGAUAUCCUAGUUUCGUGAUCGAUGCCCAGGGAUCUCAAGAAUAUGCACUUUUGGAAGUGGGUUGUUUUGCCAAAGUACCAGCGAAUAUUACGGAUGAUCAAGCGGCAACAUUUCCUGUAAAUCUAUUUGCUUCUGCGGUAUCAUUCUGGUCUGAAGAAGCUUUUGGAUUUCCAGCUCCGUGGGUAGAAGAUAAGACUUUCGAUGCUUCCUCCCAAGCUGUUGUGAUUCUCGGUGGCGGAACCAGCUGUGGAAAAUUCGCCGUGCAAGUUGCGAAAAUCAGUGGAUUUGGAAAAAUUGUUGUGGUUGCAUCGAAAUCAAACACCGAGGAAUUGAAAUCCUAUGGCGCAACCCAUGUUGUCGAUCGUCAUGGUACAGACUCGGAGGUCAAGGCCCGUGUGCAAGAAGUCGUCGGUGAUGAAAUCAUUUACGUGUAUGAUCCCAUCAACCUCGAGCAUUCAUUUGCCAUUUCUCUGUUAUCCGAGAAAAAGAGAGGGAAAAUCAUAACAUUGUUACGCAUAAAGCCAUCUUCUGGGAACUACGAUAUUGCUCAGACACUUGGGAGACCUCAAUUGCAUAUGGAUUUCUCCAAAGAAUUCUUCAAGCUAUUGCCUGGCUGGGUAGAGUCUGGAGAAAUCAAGCCGCUGGGCUUUAAAGUUUUGGAAGGGGGUUUGGAUGUAGAUGCGUUCAAUAAGAUAUUGGAUGAUCAUCGGGAUGGUAGGAAUCCUGGAAAAUGGCAUUUCCAUCCCAAUGAUGCUUGAAUUAUAGAUGAAGGAAUAUAUGAAUAGAGAGACUUGGGGUUAUUCCUAUCAAAGGACCCGCAGAUUCAACUCGUAUAGAAAUAGAAAUGUCCUUUUUCUUGAUACUACAUCAUUAAAUGAAG